AUGUCUGCCCCCGAGAUUCCCACCGAACAAUGGGCCCAGGUCAUCGAGAAGACCGGCGGACCCGUCAUCUAUAAGAAGAUUCCCGUCCAAAAGCCUGCUUCUGAUGAGGUUCUGAUCAACAUCAAAUACUCCGGUGUCUGUCACACCGACCUGCACGCCAUGAUGGGCGAUUGGCCUCUCGACACCAAGCUUCCUCUCGUCGGUGGACACGAGGGUGCCGGUAUCGUUGUCGCGCGCGGCGAGCUUGUCAAGGAUGUCGAAAUUGGCGACUACGCGGGUGUCAAAUGGUUGAACGGCUCUUGUCUUGCCUGCACCUUCUGUCAAGACGCCGAUGAGCCUCUUUGUCCUCAUGCUCUCCUCUCCGGCUACACCGUCGACGGCAGCUUCCAGCAGUACGCCAUCGCCAAGGCGGCCCACGUUGCGCGUAUCCCCAAGGACGUUAGCCUCGAGGCCGUUGCCCCCAUUCUCUGCGCCGGUAUCACCGUCUACAAGGGACUCAAGGAGUCCGGCGUCCGCGCCGGCCAAUGGGUUGCCAUCGUCGGUGCCGGCGGUGGUCUCGGCUCUCUAGCCCUCCAGUACGCCAAGGCCAUGGGCCUUCACACCGUCGCUAUCGACGGCGGGGCCGAGAAGGGCGAGAUGUGCAAGAAGCUCGGCGCCACCGAGUUUGUCGACUUCACUACCUCGAGCAACCUCGUCGAGGACGUCAAGAAGGCCACCCCUGAGGGCCUUGGUCCCCAUGCCGUCAUCCUUCUCGCCGUCAGCGAAAAGCCCUUCCAGCAGGCCACCGAGUACGUCCGCUCCCGCGGCACCGUCAUCUGCAUCGGCUUGCCCGCCAACGCGUACCUGCGCGCGCCCGUCUUCGAUACCGUCGUCCGCAUGAUCAACAUCAAGGGCAGCUACGUCGGCAACCGCAAGGACACGGCCGAAGCCAUCGACUUUUUCCGCCGCGGCCUCAUCAACGCCCCUUACAAGACCGUCGGUCUGAGCCAGCUCGGCGAGGUAUUUGACUUGAUGAAAAAGGGCCAGAUCGCCGGCCGCUACGUCGUCGACACCAGCAAAUGA
Colletotrichum graminicola M1.001 is the source of this 1062-nucleotide messenger RNA. RefSeq names its product zinc-binding dehydrogenase. NCBI's taxonomy places the organism in Eukaryota, Fungi, Ascomycota, Sordariomycetes, Glomerellales, Glomerellaceae. Gene Ontology annotation, molecular function: zinc ion binding; oxidoreductase activity. The record is from RefSeq and is a predicted model, not a curated record. The coding region runs from base 1 to 1062 and encodes 353 amino acids. The transcript has 2 exons.